Molecule: messenger RNA, 4245 nt
Organism: Jaculus jaculus (lesser Egyptian jerboa)
Lineage: Eukaryota; Metazoa; Chordata; Mammalia; Rodentia; Dipodidae
Gene: Bmp2k
Product: BMP2 inducible kinase
Exons: 16
Coding region: 1-3396 (1131 amino acids)
Biological process (GO): protein phosphorylation
Molecular function (GO): ATP binding; protein kinase activity
Source: RefSeq, a predicted model, not a curated record
AUGAAGAAGUUCUCUCGGAUGCCCAAGUCGGAGGGCGGCGGCGGCGGCGGCGGGGCGGCGGGCGGCGGGGCGGCCGUGGCUGGCGGCGGCGGCGGCGGCGGCGGCUUCGCAGCCUCGUCCGUGGGGGUCCGGGUGUUCUCGGUCGGCCGCCACCAGGUCACCCUCGAGGAGCCGCUGGCCGAAGGUGGAUUCUCCACAGUUUUCCUGGUGAGGACUCAUGGUGGAAUCCGAUGUGCAUUGAAGAGAAUGUAUGUCAAUAACAUGCCAGACCUCAAUAUUUGUAAAAGGGAAAUUACAAUUAUGAAAGAACUUUCUGGCCACAAAAAUAUUGUUGGUUAUUUGGACUGUGCUGUUAACUCAAUUAGUGAUAAUGUAUGGGAAGUACUUAUCUUAAUGGAAUAUUGUAGAGCUGGGCAGGUUGUGAACCAGAUGAAUAAGAAGCUACAGACAGGUUUCACAGAGCCAGAGGUACUGCAGAUCUUCUGUGACACCUGCGAAGCUGUUGCAAGGCUACAUCAGUGCAAGACUCCAAUAAUUCACCGAGACCUCAAGGUAGAAAAUAUUUUGUUAAAUGAUGGUGGAAAUUAUGUACUUUGUGACUUUGGCAGUGCCACAAAUAAAUUUCUUAAUCCUCAAAGAGAUGGAGUGAAUAUGGUAGAAGAAGAAAUUAAAAAGUAUACGACUCUGUCAUACAGAGCUCCAGAGAUGAUUAACCUGUAUGGAGGGAAACCCAUCACCACCAAGGCUGAUAUCUGGGCCCUGGGAUGCUUACUGUACAAACUUUGUUUCUUCACGCUUCCUUUUGGUGAGAGUCAAGUUGCUAUCUGUGACGGGAGCUUUACCAUCCCAGACAAUUCUCGAUACUCCCAUAACAUGCAUUGCUUAAUCAGAUUCAUGCUUGAACCAGACCCUGAACAUAGACCUGAUAUAUUUCAAGUGUCCUAUUUUGCAUUUAAAUUUGCCAAAAAAGAUUGUCCAGUCUCGAACAUUAAUAAUUCUUCUAUUCCUUCUGCUCUUCCUGAACCCAUGACUGCAAGUGAAGCAGCUGCUAGGAAAAGCCAAAUAAAAGCCAGAAUAACAGAUACCAUUGGACCAACAGAAACCUCAAUUGCACCAAGACAAAGACCAAAGGCCAACUCAACUACUGCCACUCCCAGUGUGCUGAACAUUCAAAGUUCAGCAACACCUGUGAAAGUCCCUACUCCUGGUGAAUUCAGUAACCACAGGCCAAAAGGAGCACUGAGAUCUGGAAGUGGCCCUGAGGCUUUGAUGGGUCUGUGCCCCCCUCAGCCACCACCACAGCAGCAUCGAGUACUCCAACAACUACAGCAGGGAGACUGGAGGCUGCAGCAACUGCAUUUGCAGCAUCGUCCUUCUCACCACCAUCAGCAGCUUCUUCAAGAUGCCUAUCUGCAGCAGUACCAGCAUGCUGUGCAACAGCAGCAGAUGCUUCAGCAGCAGUUUCUAAUGCAGUCCACGUACCCACCACAGCCUCCUGCGCUACAGUGUCCUACAGUGGUGCAGCAGUACCAGCAGGCUUUCUUGCAGCAGCAGAUGCUAGCUCAGCAUCCUCAGUCUCAGCAAGCAUCUCCUGAGUGUCUGACAUCUCCUCAAGAGUUCACCCCAGCCUUGGUUUCCUACGCUACAUCACUUCCAGCUCAGGUUGGAACCAUAAUGGACUCCUCUUAUAAUGCCAAUAGGUCAGUCGGGGGAAAAGAAGCAGUUGCAAAUUUUACACAUCAGAAGAACAUCAGUCACCCACCUGAUAUGUCGGGGUGGAAUCCUUUUGGAGAAGACAAUUUCUCAAAAUUAACAGAAGAGGAACUCUUGGACAGAGAAUUUGACCUUCUAAGAUCAAACAGGCUCAAGGAGAGAGCACCCUCAGAUAAGAUUGUAGACCCACUUUCCGCUCCACAUAACCAUCCUCCAGAGGAUCCUUUUGGUUCUGUUCCUUUCAUUUGUCAUGCAGGUUCUCCAGAAAAGGAAAUUGAACAUUUGUCUACAAAUCAAAAAAAUAGCACUGUGAACCCUAUCAAGAAUGGAAAAGCUAGUCCACUAUGUAAAGGUCAACACACUGGAAAGAAGACCCCAGAGAAUUCAUCAAUACGGGGUCUAAUGCAGAAGAGGAAUGAGGACUCUGAAAGUGAUUUUGAAUCCGAUCCCCCUUCUCCUAAGAGCAGUGAAGAGGAAGAGCAAGAAGAUGAAGAGGCUCAGGGAGAACAAGGCGAUUUUAAUGAUGAUGACACUGAACCAGAAAAUCUGGGCCAUCGGCCUCUCCUCAUGGAUUCUGAAGAUGAGGAAGAGGAGGAGAAACCCAGCUCGGACUCUGAGUGUGAGCAGGCUGAAGUGCAGUACAGUGUCACAAGUCCUGUGUACAGAGACAAAUCUGGUAGUGGGCUAACCCAAGAUCCUAACACAGCACUUGUCCCCCCAGUCCAUUCACCUUCUGAUGGAGAGAUGCUCAGACAGGAGUUUGAUGUAUUUGGUGCGGUGCCCUUUUCUGCUGUGCGCACGCCACAGCCCCAGGGCAGCGAGAAUGGGAAGAACCUCUCCCAGCAGAGGGUGCCUGCUGGGGGAGCAGAACAAGAGGAAUUUGAUGUGUUCACAAAAGCACCCUUUAGCAAGAAGGCGAAUGUGCAGGACUGCCUCACAGUGGGGACCGAGGUACAUACUCUUUAUGGCAGACCCAAAAGUGUAGAUAUUUUUGGCUGCACUCCUUUUCAGCCCUUUUCCAUACCAACCAGCAAAAGUGAAAGCCAGGAGGACAUUUUUGGGCUUGUGCCCUUUGAGGAAAUAACUGGUAAUCAGCAGCAAAAAGCCAAACAGCGCAGCUUACAGAAACUGUCUUCUCGCCAGAGGCGCACAAAGCAGGAUAUAUCCAAAAGUAAUGGGAAGCGUCACCACGGCACACCAACCAGCACAAAGAAGACUUUGAAGCCUCCCUACCGCACUCCAGAGAGGGCCCGCCGGCACAAAAGAGUGGGCCGCCGAGAUUCUCAAAGCAGCAACGAGCUUUUAGCCAUCUCAGACUCCAAGGAGAACAUCAGUGUCACACUGACAGAUGGCAAAGACAGAGGGAAUGUCCUACAACCCGAGGAGAGUCUGCUGGACCCCUUUGGUGCCAAGCCUUUCCAUCCUCCAGACUUGUCAUGGCACCAGUCACAUCAGGGCCUGAGCGACAUUCGUGCUGAUCACAGCACUGUCCUGCCUGGGCGGCCAAGACAGACUUCACUACAUGGGUCAUUCCAUAGUGCAGAUGGUUUGAAAAUGGAUGACUUUGGUGCCGUGCCCUUUACAGAACUUGUGGUGCAAGGCAUCCCAUCCCAUCAAUCCCACCAGUCCCAACCCGUUGAAUUAGACCCAUUUGGUGCUGCUCCAUUUCCUUCCAAACAGUAGUUACUUCAGACAUGCUUGGCAUUAAUUCUGUUCCCAAAAAGUUGAAUAGUUUAUGAACUUAAGGAAAUUUGUGUAGUUCUUGUUUAUAUCAUUCUUAUAGGUCCAUCCAGGUAGUGAGUUUUAAUUAAACCAAAUAGAAGAAGUCUCUCUACAGGGUUGUAACUUACUGGCUUUUCCCAGCUGGAGCAGCAGCUACUUUGAAGCUGUAAGGGUCUCUGCUACUGACGUCAUGGCACAGAAGUACAAGUGUGGUGCUUCCUGUGGACAUGGCACCUUUCUAGUGUGCAGCCACUGGGAAAGGAAAGUUGGACCAUGUUUGACCAGAAUGUCACUUGCGGGCAUAUCCCACAUCUGGCAUUUAAAACUAGGAUGAUUUCUACUAUACACAGGCUGUAUUUGUUAACAUUCAAGCCUCUUCUACGUUCCACAUAGAAGGAAAACAAUGUAGCUAUCUUGGAGAAUUAGGAAGAUAGUAUCUGGGAAUGUACUCUUCAGUUCAUACACCUUUCUCUAUAAAGCAGAGCCAGAAGUAACUGACUAUUGUGCCUAAGACUGUUGCAUUUUUUAAAACAAGUGCCAUUAAUAUGGAAUAUCUAAUGUUAAGUAUAUGAAAUGUAUAUAUUAACUCAGUUUAGCUCUUCUACAGCAUAUGCACAUUUCAAAACAUGUACAUGGUACAUAUAUUACAGUUUUUAAUUUGCCAAGUAAUAAAUUUUUAAAAUAUGGAACAGUUAAUAGAAGCUUAGAACAAAAAUGUAAAGAGAAAUACCUGGUGUUUGAGAAAUGUAAGAAUCAUAUGAAAAAAAAAAAACUUUAGAAAUGCUUUAUAUUGUUUUUCAAUGGCUCAUU